Tetrahymena thermophila SB210 is the source of this 1577-nucleotide messenger RNA. RefSeq lists its product as hypothetical. The transcript is spliced from 4 exons. Lineage: Eukaryota; Ciliophora; Oligohymenophorea; Hymenostomatida; Tetrahymenidae. The record is from RefSeq and is a predicted model, not a curated record.
AUUUUUUUCUUAAAUUUAACUAAUAUUUACAAGCAAAUAUACACACACACACCAAUUUCUAUAAAGCUUAUUUAUUGCUUUUAAAAACAAAUAAAGAAAAUAAUUUUUUCUUAAGUUUCUAAACUAAAAAUAUAAAACAAGGCGAUACUUUUAAUGAGCAAAAUGUCAUUUUCAAACAGAUUUAAUUCAAAUUAAGAAGGAGAGGAGGAGGACAUAGAAUAUAAUUAAAUGGAAACUAAUAAUUAUUAUGAUAAUUAAUAUGAGUAGCAAAAUAGCAAUUAAUUCAACUAAGUAGGGUCUUUCAAAUAGACCUAUGCUUUAGAUAACUAUAAUAAUGAAGAAUCAGAUCAUGGAUUUGAGUCAACUGAUUAAUUUAGACAUAAUAACUUUGAUUUAUUUGUUGUAAAAAAGAAUGAAAAUAUAAAAAAAUCACCUCUCCAGCCAUAUUAAAAUCAAGAAAACUACAAUUACAAUAAACAAACUAGAAGCAAAAGUCCUUCUAUAUCACAAUUACCUGAUUUUCUAAAAAAUCAAGCAGAGAGAAGCAGUUCAUAUAUAAAAUUAGGUAGCAGUCAACAAUAAUCUAAGCAAUAAAUAUAAAAUGAAAGGUGUUAAAAGUUAUAUGAAUUGGGUGAGAAAAAAAGAUAAGAGCUAAUGUAAAAAAAGAGAGACAGCGACAUCCUUAAAGAAAAUUAAUCUCAAUGCACUUUUAGACCUUAAUCUUUCACUAAAAAAUCUAUCUACAGUGCAUAAACAUAAUCUUCAUUGAAUAUAUUUGAAAGGACUAAUCUGUGGAAUGAAUAAAAGAAGUUAAAAAUAGACUCCAUAAAAGAAGCUGAUAAGGAUAAAGAUUUGGAAGAGUGCACUUUCUAGCCCUAAAUUAAAAAUAGCAAGCAAUCACAUUUAGUAAAUAUGUCUAUAUACCCAAAUCAGAAUGGUAUAGGAUUAAAGGGAGUAGAUAAAUUUUUAAAAAGGUAAAUAUUAGCUCGUCGUGCAAAGGAAGAGCUUGAAGCUUAAAAGGAAAACCCUUUUUGCCAUGUAGAAAAUAAAAAUGUAAACAAGAAUAUAGACCAAAUUCCAAUACAAACAUUAACUAAAAGAGCAAAAAUAUAAGAACAAGUAUGUCAAUCUCAAGAUUAUCAAAAUUUUAAUUAAGCUAUAAAGAAUUUAAGAUAUCAAUUACAUAAUAUAGAAAUUUGAUGAAGGCAUUGAAUUAGUAAGUUUAUGAAAUAAGAUAAUAAAAUUAAUUUUAUUAAUAUCAUUAAUUAAUUAAAAGAUUUAAAAUAUAUAUUAUAUCAUUGUUAUUCCAAUUAAAAUAAUAAUAAAAACAUAAAUAAAUAGCUCUUAACUAUCGUUUCUUAUUUAAAACUUUCUGAUUUUAGAAUUCUCAAUUCUACAAAACUCAAUUAAUUUUUUAAGGGAUAAUAAAAAUAAAACUUUAAUGUGCUUGCUUUUAUAUAUAACUUUCAAUAUUAAGUAAAUAUUUAUGAGCAGAAUAUUGAGAUAGAUACAUAAAUGAUAUUAUUAAAUGUUAAAAGUAAGUUUCAUAUUUUCUUUAGAUAAUUGUAAAAAAAAAU